Trichoderma asperellum CBS 433.97 is the source of this 1776-nucleotide messenger RNA. RefSeq lists its product as uncharacterized. Gene Ontology annotation, biological process: regulation of DNA-templated transcription. The record is from RefSeq and is a predicted model, not a curated record. NCBI's taxonomy places the organism in Eukaryota, Fungi, Ascomycota, Sordariomycetes, Hypocreales, Hypocreaceae. Gene Ontology annotation, cellular component: nucleus. Gene Ontology annotation, molecular function: transcription cis-regulatory region binding; DNA-binding transcription factor activity, RNA polymerase II-specific; zinc ion binding.
AUGGCACGGAUCUCUCGACCACGGCCAGCGGCGUACGGCGCUGCUUGUACGAAUUGCUCAAAGGCCAAGUGCAGAUGUGUUUGCCGAGGGCAAGGAGGGAGUUGUGAAAGGUGCCAACGUUUGAAGCUCGAAUGCUGUCCAGUCAGUGCGGCGGGGAGACGCAAUCUGCGAAAAUCAGCUCCUCCUAGAGAUCGACUGGAAGGCAAGAUUGAUAGCUUGGUUUCGCUUCUCACCUCUAGCAAAGAAAGCUCUACACCGGCAAGUACAGGCCAGAUUUCGCAAGGCAGCGGUGCUCCGCCGUACGAUGGAUUUGCACAGCAACAGCAGCAACAACAACAACAACAACAACAACCAAAGUCCUGUGCUCCAUUAAUUACAGAUUGCAAUACCGGACCAGAAUUGAGCCCAGAGCCAUCGGAGGAGGAGGCAGAGGAGUAUCUGCGCAUCUUUCAGACCUGGAGACUGAAGUACUUCCCAUUUAUUCAUAUUUCUUGCAAGACAUCAGCAGCCGAAUUACGACACGAGAAACCCUUCCUUUGGCUAUGCAUCAUGGCCGUGUCUACAAAAUCCCCAUCUCGCCAAACUGUCCUCUACAAUAUCGUUAGGAAAUCACUAGCUGAUAGAAUGGUGCUUAACUUGGAGAAAAGUCUCGACCUCCUCCUGGGACUUUUAUGCUGCCUUUCCUGGGGCAACUUGCAGGUCCAGCUCAGACCAUUCACGUCUCUCUUUACACAACUUGCAGUCUCGCUGAUAUUUGACUUGGGCCUCAACAAGACGCCACCAAAAGAUGUUCAUGCUCAGUCAGACUACCGGUUUCAUAAGUCGCAGGUACGGCCGGUCCGCAGCAUGGAGGAGCGCAGGGCUGUGCUGGGGUGCUUUGUUGCAAGUUCAGUAUCAAAUCUCCACUUGCAGAGAAUAGAUCCUCUGCUCUGGACCGUACAUAUGGACGAGUGUCUCCAGAGGCUGACAGAUUUCCCCGAAUGCACAGGAGAUACUAUAUUGGCGUAUUUAGUCCGAGCGCAGUUGAUUUUGCAAAAAGCCCCAUUGUCACCUUGGCGUACAUCUGUAGCUGGAGAAACCGAAUCGGCGCCAGCAGCAGAAACAAUGAUGUUUUAUCGCAAAACUCUACUAAGGGAGUUGGAUGAAGCAAGACAAAAAGUUCCCAUGGAACUUCGGCAAAACGAUGCCAUACUCCUCACUUUUUACCAUACGGAACUUAGCAUUCAGGAGUCCACCCUUUCGCCACAUACGGUGCCGCUUUCUGCUUGCCCCAGCUUUGGUCGAAUUGACGGCCUGUGCGCUUGUCUCAGUGCCGCAAAGUCAUGGUUUGACGUCUUCUUGGCCAUUUCACCAGCUGAAUACGUGGGGUUCCCUUUUGCUAUGUACUCACAUCUGAGGAACUGUGCGGUGGCUCUGUACAAAAUCUUAGCGCUAGAGGAGUCCCCGUGGGAAAGAGCUUCUAGCCUUGGCAUUGUUGAUAUAUCGACUAUAAUGGACCGUACCGCUCAGAAUCUGGAGCAAGUGCGUGCCAUCGGUGGACUGGGGCACAGCGAGAGUGAAGAGGAUCUUUUCACAAAACUCGCGCGGAGGAUUAGAAUUAUAAACCAUAAGUGUGUAGACGGGCUUCGUGCCGAUACUUCUAGGGUCGGUCACAGUCCGAUCGCAACGGUUGUCCCACAUGAUAAGCCAUCGGGUAUCUCUGCGACGGAUGAGCUGGUCUUUAGUUUCCCUGAUGAUUCGUGUAUAAUGGAUAUGCUUGGAUUCGGGGAUUGGUAG